Molecule: messenger RNA, 2232 nt
Organism: Toxorhynchites rutilus septentrionalis
Lineage: Eukaryota; Metazoa; Arthropoda; Insecta; Diptera; Culicidae
Product: ATP-binding cassette sub-family F member 2
Exons: 4
Coding region: 153-1979 (608 amino acids)
Molecular function (GO): ATP binding; ATP hydrolysis activity
Source: RefSeq, a predicted model, not a curated record
AAUGAAGACAUGUCUUCAAACCUGGCAUCCCUGGUGACAGUACAGCCACUAACGUCAUUGAACAUGUGUCUAUGAGAUUUUCGGUCGCGAUUCAUUCUAUACUUUUUCCAUCUUGUCAAGCGAAGAGGAGUUAGUGCAGUCAUUUCGCAACCAUGGCACCCGACAAAAAGCAGAAAGGACGUAACAAGAAAAUCACACUCGUCCAGAGCAGUAAAAAAGAUGAAAAACCAGCGUCCAACGGAGCCUCUAACGGGUCGUCCGAAAUGACUGAAGAAGAGGCUCUUUGUGCUAAGUUGGAUGAGGAAGCAAGAAUCAACGCGGAGGCAAGAGCUUGUACUGGUUCAUUGGCUGUGCAUCCACGAUCGCGUGAUAUUAAAUUUAGCAAUUUUUCAAUCACUUUCUUCGGUUGUGAAAUGUUACAAGAUACUAUGCUUGAGUUGAAUUGUGGUCGUCGUUACGGUCUGCUUGGUUCCAACGGAUGUGGAAAGUCUUCACUACUUGCGGUGCUUGGCAAUCGCGAAGUACCCAUUCCGGAGCAUAUCGAUAUAUUCCAUCUGACGCGUGAAAUUCCGGCUAGUUCCAAAAGUGCCCUUCAGUGUGUGAUGGAGGUGGACGAGGAACGAAUCAAGCUGGAGAAAAUGGCUGACGAAUUGGUUGAUCAGGAAGAUGAUGAGUCCCAGGAACGAUUGAUGGAUAUCUACGAUCGGUUGGACGAAAUGUCGGCAGAUCAAGCGGAGGCAAAAGCUUCAAGAAUUCUACAUGGAUUGGGUUUCGAUAAGAAAAUGCAGGCAAAAGCUGCAAAGGACUUUUCCGGAGGAUGGAGAAUGCGUAUUGCACUAGCAAGAGCAUUGUUUGUGAAACCACAUUUACUUCUUUUGGAUGAGCCGACCAAUCAUCUUGAUCUGGAUGCUUGCGUAUGGUUGGAAGAAGAACUGAAAACGUAUAAGCGUAUUCUGGUUAUAAUUUCCCAUUCACAAGAUUUCCUGAAUGGAGUUUGUACCAACAUUAUUCAUUUGACCCAAAAGCGGCUGAAAUAUUACACUGGUAACUACGAACAGUUUGUAAAGACCCGCAUGGAGUUGUUGGAAAACCAAAUGAAGCAAUACAACUGGGAGCAAGAUCAAAUAGCACACAUGAAAAACUACAUUGCACGAUUUGGUCACGGUUCGGCAAAAUUGGCACGUCAAGCUCAGUCCAAAGAGAAAACACUCGCUAAAAUGAUGGCCCAAGGUCUUACCGAGAAAGCUAUUGAUGAAAAACAAUUGAACUUUUGCUUUCCAUCAUGCGGUACGAUUCCUCCGCCUGUUAUCAUGGUACAGAAUGUCAGUUUUCGAUACAAUGACACUACUCCUUAUAUUUAUAAAAAUCUCGAAUUUGGCAUUGACUUGGACACUAGGUUAGCUUUGGUUGGCCCUAAUGGCGCCGGCAAAAGUACCUUGCUGAAAUUACUAUUCGGAGAUCUGGUGCCUACAGCGGGAAUGAUACGUAAGAACUCCCAUUUGCGCAUCGCUAGAUACCAUCAGCACUUGCAUGAGUUGCUAGACAUGGACCUCAGUCCCUUGGAUUAUAUGUUAAAAUCGUUCCCGGAAGUAGUGGAGCGGGAAGAAAUGCGAAAAAUUAUCGGUCGUUACGGACUAACGGGGCGCCAACAAGUUUGUCCCAUUCGACAGCUAUCAGACGGACAGCGUUGCAGAGUUGUCUUUGCCUAUCUUGCAUGGAAGAAACCACAUCUGCUGCUUCUUGAUGAACCUACGAAUCAUUUAGACAUGGAAACAAUCGACGCGUUAGCUGAAGCGAUCAACGAUUUCGAAGGCGGUCUGGUGCUCGUUAGUCACGAUUUCAGAUUGAUCAACCAGGUUGCUAAUGAAAUUUGGAUAUGUGAAAAGGGCACUGUUACGAAAUGGAACGGUAAUAUUUUAGACUACAAAGAACAUCUGAAAAAGAAUAUCAUAAAGGAAGCAAAUGCCGUUGGUAAAUAGACAUUGUGACCGAAUCAUCACUUUAACUACGAAUUACACAAACAAUAUCUUAUCUACUCACCCGAUAAUUGCAAACAAUAAAAGAUGCGUCUGCUAAGCAUAUUUAACAUAAUAAUGAAAAUAGUGACAAUUAUAGACCAGAUAUUCUCUUCCCCUGGUUCCAUAGUAUUGAAUUUAUUGGCAAGGCAGUGUAGAAUUAUUUUAAUAAAAAAAACGUAUUUCUUAAUUAUUUGAAAACAUUGAUCUAUCCGUA